AUGCUAAAAUUCUUCAUUAAGAUUUCACUUUUACUGUUUUCUUUAUGGAUUCAUGAUUCAAAGGUUUUGGCUGGAGACACUUUCACUGCUGUGUGUCUCAGAGAGUUCCAGAUAGUAGAUGGCAAGGGAGUCUGCCUCCAGGCAUACCCUGAUCAACAUGAAUAUUCAUGCGAUGUGAAGUCUUGCUAUGAUGGAGCAAGCAGCAAUCAUUACGUUCAGAUGAAGGAUUGUACUCACAACGGAUCUAAUGAUAAAGGUCGAAGUACACAAGAUUGUGCUCAAUAUAAAUCUAUGCUUCAAGCUGGAUUCAGUUGUACAAACACUAACGGGUUUCACUAUACUUGUCCUUUUCGCGAAAAUACUUUCCAAAAGCUGACGUGUUCUAGCUGCACAAAAUAA
Molecule: messenger RNA, 399 nt
Organism: Melampsora larici-populina 98AG31
Lineage: Eukaryota; Fungi; Basidiomycota; Pucciniomycetes; Pucciniales; Melampsoraceae
Exons: 5
Coding region: 1-399 (132 amino acids)
Source: RefSeq, a predicted model, not a curated record